Messenger RNA from Anoplopoma fimbria (sablefish), 1626 nucleotides. Its product is annotated as solute carrier family 22 member 6-B. The coding region runs from base 1 to 1626 and encodes 541 amino acids. Gene Ontology annotation, molecular function: transmembrane transporter activity. The transcript is spliced from 10 exons. Gene Ontology annotation, cellular component: membrane. Lineage: Eukaryota; Metazoa; Chordata; Actinopteri; Perciformes; Anoplopomatidae. The record is from RefSeq and is a predicted model, not a curated record. Gene Ontology annotation, biological process: transmembrane transport.
AUGAAUUUCGACCAGAUUCUCUCUGCCAUCGGAGGCUUUGGCAAGUAUCAGAAAAUCUUGUACGUAUGGAUUUGUUUGCCCCAGAUCCUCCUCGCCUUCCACAUGAUGGUGAGCAUCUUCACCGGAUCCACGCCGCCCUACCAGUGCCGAGAGAGCUCCAUCUCAGUGGCCGGGAAUCAGUCCUCUUUCCCCGCAACGCUCAGUCGGAACUUCAGCCUCUCUGAUUCCUCCUGCUUCUCCUCAGACGUCCUGCUGCAGGGAAACCGGACCGAGCGGGUCCCAUGUGGCCACGGAUGGGUGUACAGCAAGGAGACUUUCCAGAGUACAACAGUCACAGAGUGGGACCUGGUGUGUGACAAAGCUGGACUGAACAGUCUGGGUUCGUCCGUCUACAUGCUCGGCCUGUUGGUGGGGUCGCUGCUGUUUGGGGCGAUGGCCGACAGGUAUGGCCGACGUUUCAUCCUGCUGCUGUCCAUCGCCCUCCAGACUGUGUUCGGAGUCGCCGUGGCCUUCGCACCCAACUUCCCCGUCUAUGUGAUUCUUCGCUUUUUAGUCGGCACCACGAUAUCCGGAGUCAUCAUCAAUGCCUUUGUACUGGGCACCGAGUGGACCUGCACCAAGAGGCGCAUGCUAGCCGGUAUCUUCACCGACUAUGCGUUUGGUCUUGGCUACAUGCUGCUAGCAGGCAUAGCGUACUUGAUACGAGACUGGAGAAAGUUGCAGUUGGCCAUAUCGGCCCCAGGGUUCCUGCUCAUCUUCUAUAUAUGGGUGCUUCCUCAGUCCGCCAGAUGGUUGUUGGCCAACGACAGGGGGGAGGAAGCCAUCGCACUCCUCCGCAAGGCCGCACUCGUCAACGGACGCAUCUUAUCUCCUGCUGUACAAGUUGAGAAGUGUCAGAUUUCAGGUGGAGGGAAGAGAAGUUAUUCAGCUGUGGAUCUCGUACGAACACCUCAGAUGAGAAAGAGGUCCAUCAUCUUGUUCUACAUCUGGUUUGUGAAUGUGCUGGUGUAUUACGGCCUCUCUCUGGGCGUGUCCAGGUUAGGCACAAACCUCUACCUGACCCAGUUUGUCUUCGGGUUGAUUGAGAUUCCGGCUCGUUCUCUGGUCCUGCUCGUCUUACCCUACAGUCGCCGACUCUCCCAAAGCGGAUUUCUGGCUGUGGGAGGGCUCGCCUGUCUGCUCAUGCUCGUUGUCCCUGCUGAUCAUCCUAAUGUCCUGACUGGUCUUGCUAUGGUUGGGAAGUUUGGCAUAACAGCUUCCUUUGCUGUAAUCUAUGUGUACACCGCUGAGAUAUUCCCCACUGUGCUCCGGCAAACAGGAAUAGGUGUAUCCUGUAUGUUUGCGAGGGUGGGCGGCGUGUUAGCUCCCGUUAUAAACAUGUUUCACGACCACAGCCCCAACACACCUCUGGCCAUCUUCGGUGUCUCCCCGCUGCUGGGGGCUGUCCUGGCCCUGGCACUGCCCGAAACUGCCGACAGACCUCUUCCUGACACGGUGGAGGAUGCAGAAAACUGGGACACGAGGUCGCCUCUCGACAAGGAGAACCCUGAGAUGUCUGGGGAUGUGAGCCAAUCAGCAAGUAGCACAGAGGAGCAGGAGCUACGACAUCUGGCAAGCCAGGCCUAA